AGGCAGCCUGCUGGAGACACUUUCCCCCAAAUUGUAGCUUUGACUCUCGGAGAUGGGGCAGACAGUCGUAGGGUGAAGCGAUACACUCGAGCGGCAAAGAUUGUUGUGCGGGCAAAGUGUCUCUUGUUGAAGCUUCUCCCACACGGACGGUCACCGAGGAUAUUUCAGGCUGUGUGUUGGGUAAAUAAAGAUCAGACUUCGCUCUCCAAAACCUCAGUGCGGCGCGCAAGAACAAGAGGAACAAGGAACGCCUCGGGACUGCGCUUGAUACUGUUUCCACGAGCUUGAUGGGACUAAAUAAAUCCGUCACAGAAUAACAUGAAAUGCGGCCAGUGUUGACUCCAGUGUGUCAUUCAGGAGGCAGAAUUGAUCUUGAGUGAAUCCCAACGCAGUGCGGCGGACAGACUGGAGCGACCGGGGCACAGGGGCGAAACACGGUUGUCUGCUAUUCCGCCGUCUUUCAAAUUCUAGAGGGGCGAGAAAGAAGUGAGAUAACAUUUUAUCUUUACAGCCGGCACGCUGACUUAUUGGACUGACUUUUCCAAGAGGUCACACUCUGAAGAACAACGUGUUUAUGGAUUGCUGCGCAGCUAGGAACACCCGGAGUUGUAAGCUACGCUCGCAUGCGUCGAUCAUGUUGAUACCUCGCUGUUGCUGUGAACUUUGAUAGAUGUUUACAGGAAAAAACUCAGUAUUACAGAUAAACGAUUUAAAAUAAAUACGCUCAGAUUGACCUCUGGAGGAAGCGCUUUUUUUCGCCCUCCCUCGUUUUUUCUCUCCCAAGACGUCAGGACGGAUCCCUAUCACUCAGUCUCUCCUUCUGUGAUUUAAACAAAGACCGAAGUGUUUGGGGAUAGCAUGGCAAUGGUAGUAAACCAGUGGCCAGAGAACAUUUCUGCAGAUCCGGGGUCUCAGCUCCAGAUAUGCGGCCAGGAGCCCGGCGGGGCACCGGGAACUCCCAACGGUUCCACCCCAGGGAACGACGCACUUUCCGGGGACAAGAUCCCCAACGUGGACUGCAUGGUGUGCGGGGACAAGUCCAGUGGGAAGCAUUACGGGCAGUUCACCUGCGAGGGAUGCAAAAGCUUCUUUAAGCGCUCGGUGAGGCGGAACCUCUCGUACACCUGCCGGGGGAACCGAGACUGUCCGAUCGACCAGCACCACCGGAACCAGUGUCAGUACUGCCGGCUGAAGAAGUGCCUGAAAGUCGGCAUGAGAAGAGAGGGUAAGACCAUAGCUGUACAACGAGGACGUACAUCGAACUCCCAGAGCAGCCCAGGACAGUACCUGACCAAUGGCACCGACCCAUACAACGGCCAGCCCUACCUAUCCGGCUUCAUUUCUCUGUUGCUGCGCGCCGAGCCCUACCCCACAUCUCGCUACGGGGCCCAGUGCAUGCAGGGAAACAACCUGAUGGGCAUUGAGAACAUCUGCGAGCUGGCAGCCAGGCUGCUCUUCAGUGCUGUUGAGUGGGCCAAGAACAUCCCUUUCUUCCCCGAUCUGCAGCUCAUGGAUCAGGUGGCCCUGCUGCGCAUGUCAUGGAGCGAGCUCUUCGUCCUCAACGCCGCCCAGUGCUCCAUGCCGCUUCAUGUGGCUCCUCUGUUGGCAGCGGCAGGCCUGCACGCAUCGCCCAUGUCAGCAGAGCGCGUGGUGGCCUUCAUGGACCACAUCCGUGUCUUCCAAGAGCAGGUAGAGAAGCUGAAGGCCCUGCAGGUUGACACGGCUGAAUAUUCCUGCCUCAAGUCCAUCGUGCUCUUCACAUCUGAUGCUAUGGGGCUGUCAGACGUUGCCCAUGUGGAGAGCAUCCAGGAGAAGUCCCAGUGUGCCCUGGAGGAGUAUGUAAGGAACCAGUACCCCAGCCAGCCAAACCGCUUUGGACGCCUCCUCCUCCGCCUGCCUUCCCUGCGCAUCGUCUCCUCUCCGGUCAUCGAGCAGCUGUUUUUCGUUCGCCUGGUAGGCAAGACACCCAUUGAGACACUGCUUCGUGACAUGCUGCUCUCGGGCUCCAGCUACAACUGGCCUUACAUGCCCACCGUGCAGCGCGACCGACCCAUCUCCCUCCACUACAACGAGAACGGGCCCUGAGGUGGAGAGACAGACGGAGGAGAAGCUGUGGGAGAAAUACAGGCUGAAUGUCCAUCUGACUACUCAUCCAUCCAUCCUUCCUUCAUUCUCUGCGUUCAACUUCUCAGCUUUCCCAGAGGAAGCAUCGCUCUCACCAUUCCACUCACAAAUCCAGGUCGAUGAUAUAAUCCGUUACCGUCCCGGUUACACAAGCCAGCCAAUCAUUUACCAUGGCCAUUUCAGAGACUUGGUGGUCCCUCAGCCGACGGUGCAGUCUACAUUUGAGAUGUGGCACGAGAUGGACAAGUUGGUAGAACGGGUUAUUGCAGUUCACCAGCAGGUCUGUUGGACUCACUUCAGAUGUCAGUCUCACACCCCAUGAAAACAGGGGCAGCAACAGACAAAACAUUUGCUUUAUUGUUGGUGCUAUGCCUACAUUUACAGAGGCUGUGCAAAAGCACCUUAGCAUGGUGAAUACUGAGCAAGGGCUUUGCCAAUGGGACUCUACAACCAAGAGCACAAGGCCCGUUGUAUACUUACCAAUUUUUAAAAAGAAAGCCAGAAGCCAUUAAAAAAAAGACAAAUGCAAAAAUGUCUUGGACUUUUGCAGAGGACAUGUUUUGAUGUGUGUUUGUAUUAGCACUGUUUAUAUGGAGAGAAAAAAGUCAUGAUUGUGUCCAUAUGUACAGUAUAUCGUUGAUUCAUCUAAAGCAUAUUAGGGUAAAGCUCAGGUUCAAAGGGUGGGGAGACAGACAGACAGACAGACAUGCCAAUAUCAGUACAAGAGCAAAAAAGACAAACCCACUAAAAAUUUACACUUAUCAGCAGCCUGUGCCAAAGCUGGAAAAAGCAUAUUGUUUGGAUAUUUUUGUGGUAGUGUUGGUGAUGAAAGUUUAAUGUUUGGUUUGUCUAUAAUUUGACUAUAUACUUGUUUUUGGGUCUCAGGGGGAGAGAAGGAGUUUGUAAAAAAAGAAGAAAAAAAAGCUUAGGCACUUGCAUUGUAACCUAGUCAGAACCUACACUUAUUCACUCCUGUAAAAUCACAGCACUGGUAGAUUCAUGCUACCCUUAUGCCAUUUGAUUGAUCUACAUUUUUACUUAAAAAGGCCCAUUAAAACUCCUUACAUGUUGUUGUCAAUAUUGGACCUUUUGGACUGGGGGGGGAGCAUUUUACAAAACUAGCUGUACUUGCCUUAGAACAAAGAUUUUGUCACUGAGCAUUUAUCUUAUGACUGUGCCAUAAUCUCUCGUUACCUGUUAUAACAGGUAUUAUGUCCUGUCAGGAGGGGAAAUGGACUCACAUGAUGUCAAAUUGAUUAAUGUGCACAUAAAGUCACAUAUAGAAAAGUGAUGCAAAAUACAGAGAUUUUAUUAAUGCAUCAAUAGAGAGAAUAGGCAUUUCUGCUUUAUCAUCAGCACUUUCAUUUAGACCUCAUGCGAGUUCUUUUCCACUUCCUGAAGAUAUUGUCAUGUAGGGAAAACCCCCUCGACUCAUGUCGUUUGAGCUUAUCGUAGCGAUACCGUAGAGAAGUAUCACUAACCUCUGAAAACCUCAGUCUAUGUUACAAUAUUAUCGCAGUUGGACUUAUGACUGUGACUUAGCUUAGGACUAUUUUAAGUUUUUUUUUCUUCCCCUUGGUGGAAGCAAGUUUGUUUUGACAUUUUCACAUUUCCAACAUGGCACUGUGGUAUCAACAUUGGUAUUGGAAAAGCCAUCUGGGACCUUUAGAAAGCUGUCUGUUGAUAAAUGAAUUCACAGAAAGUUCCUAUGAGUUUGUUUUUAUCCCCUCUACUUUUGUUUGGAAAUAUGGAUUAUCCAUUAAUUGAAAUAAAAUUCUGUUGUUCACA
Molecule: messenger RNA, 3912 nt
Organism: Sander lucioperca (pikeperch)
Lineage: Eukaryota; Metazoa; Chordata; Actinopteri; Perciformes; Percidae
Gene: nr2f5
Product: nuclear receptor subfamily 2, group F, member 5
Exons: 4
Coding region: 859-2085 (408 amino acids)
Biological process (GO): anatomical structure development; cell differentiation; regulation of transcription by RNA polymerase II
Molecular function (GO): zinc ion binding; nuclear receptor activity; RNA polymerase II cis-regulatory region sequence-specific DNA binding
Source: RefSeq, a predicted model, not a curated record